Messenger RNA from Symbiodinium sp. CCMP2592, 429 nucleotides. Lineage: Eukaryota; Dinophyceae; Suessiales; Symbiodiniaceae. The record is from the annotation of a GenBank genome assembly.
AUGCUGCAAGGUGAAGCUGGCAUCUGGGUCUCCCGAGCCGUGGACCUCGCCGGCUACGACUUCAAUGUCGAGGCCGCAUCGGUGCGUGUGGCCGAGCGUGCCCGGCGGAGCGUCUUCGGUCGCCCGGCUCUGGCCCUGGAAGACCCUCUGGAAACGGACUGGGACCUGGGCCGCCUGCUGGACGAGCAGCGCCUGGCACGACUCCGUGCGGAGUUGCGCCGCGCCGCGCGCAGGCUGCGUGGAGGUCCUUCGGAGUCCUCUCUGAAGGCAGUCUUCGCCCGGCGUGGGCUCAGGUUUUGUCACAGCCGGGAUGGGUUCCAGGCGAAGGUCGGAGGCGAGUCGGACCUGAUUGGGUGCCAAGCGGAGGUCCUGCCAAGGUGGGCGUGGCAGCUUCUGCACCGGCUUGAAGAGAGGCAGCGCGCGACUUGA